Gopherus evgoodei (Goodes thornscrub tortoise) is the source of this 4900-nucleotide messenger RNA. RefSeq names its product chordin like 1 (gene CHRDL1). The record is from RefSeq and is a predicted model, not a curated record. Gene Ontology annotation, molecular function: protein binding. NCBI's taxonomy places the organism in Eukaryota, Metazoa, Chordata, Testudines, Testudinidae. Bases 688 to 2058 code for a protein of 456 amino acids. The transcript has 13 exons.
AGGAGAGGGUGGGAGGGGAAGGCGGAUCUCCGAGGCUCUGGCUACAUUCCUGCUCCUGCAGGCAGCAGCCCCGCUGCCGGCGGCUCUGCGGGGGUCAUUUAAGAGCAUCCUCCGAGGCGUUGGGUCCACCUCCAGCUCACCGGGCUCCCGGCUUUUAGCCCUUCGCAGAGCAGCUGCAAGACGAGGAAAGUAGGUGGCAGAGGCCCCUCGUCUCUCUCCCCCCUCGGCAGGGCAACAUCAGACCCUGGGCAGCUCUUCCCCUGGACUCUCCAUCAGCUCCUGGCUUGACCACCACGCCCCGGCUCAUUUGGGGGCGCGGGGGUUAUAGGACCCAGAAAUCCCCAGCGUCAAGGCUCCUGGAGUGAAGGAAGAGGCUGAAUCCCAAGUGGGCUUUGCCGGUGGGGGCCGAUGGCACCGGGACUGUUAUUGAGUCUCGGGGGGUGAGAUCCCUGCCUCUCCGCCCCCGCCAGCCCAGCCAAAGCCCCUCGCCUGUUUCCAGGGGGAGCCACUUGAGUCUCCAGCUGCUGCUGCUGAAACUGACCUGCCCUCCAGCUUCUGCCUUCUCAGCAGGAGACUGACAGUCUUGAAAAAGUCAGACAAAAGGCGCUCUGGCACCAUUAGUGCAGCUUUCAGGCAACUCAACAUUCUGCCCUUUGAAGGAUUUUUCUUCCGUUUUUGUUGGUAAAGAUGAGGAAAAAAUGGAGAUUGGAGGACUUUCGAUUUAUCUUUUCCUGUGUGCUCUGGCUCCUUUUCAUAGAUGGAGGUAAAUCGGAACAAAUAAAACAUUCAGAGACAUACUGUGUGUUUCAAGAUAAGAAGUACCGUGUAGGAGAAAGAUGGCAUCCCUACCUAGAACCCUAUGGACUGGUUUAUUGUGUUAACUGUCUUUGCUCAGAGAAUGGGAACGUAUUAUGCAGCAGAAUAAGAUGUCCAAGCCUACGCUGCCCUACCCCAGUGCAUGUGCCACAGCUGUGCUGCCCACGAUGCCCAGAGGAUUCACUUUUCUCCAUAAGCAGUAAAAUCACUGGGAAAUCCUGUGAAUACAAUGGCACCACCUACCACCACGGGGAACUGUUUGUGGCAGAAGGGCUUUUUCAGAAUAGACAGCCCAACCAGUGCAUUCAGUGCAGCUGCUCAGAAGGGAACGUGUAUUGUGGCCUGAAGACUUGCCCUAAAUUAGCAUGCUCUUUCCCAGUUUCUGUUCCGGAGUCCUGCUGCCCAGUUUGCAGAGGAGAUGGAGAAUUAUCAUGGGAACAUUCUGAUGGGGAUAUCUUGCGGCAACCUGCCAACAGAGAAGUUAGGCAUUCCUUCCAUCGCUCCCAUUACGACAUGUCCCCCAGCUCCACUAGACAGGUAGUCAACAUUCCACGAUUUUCCAGUGGCAGGAGUAACCGUGGAGUCCUACCUGACCCCCAGCAAGCUUCAGGAACUAUAGUACAGAUUGUCAUUAACAACAAGCAUAAGCACGGACGAGUCUGUGUUUCAAAUGGAAAAACAUACUCACAUGGUGAAUCGUGGCAUCCUAAUCUCCGGGCCUUCGGAAUUGUAGAGUGUGUGUUGUGUACCUGCAACAUCACCAAACAAGAAUGUAAGAAAAUUCAUUGUCCGGAUCAAUAUCCCUGCAAAUACCCUCAGAAAAUAGAAGGAAAAUGCUGUAAAGUCUGUCCAGAAGAGAUGCCAAGUCAGAGCUUUGACAGCAAAGAUUACUUUUGUGGUGAAGAGAUGCUUCCUGUCUAUGAAUCUGUUUUCAUGGAGGAAGGAGAAACCAUUAGAAAAAUCGCAGUGGAAACAGAAAAGCCACCUCAAAUAGAAAUACAUGUGUGGACAAUUAGGAAAGGGAUUCUACGUCACUUCCACACUGAGACGAUAUCCAAAAGUGAAUUUGAAGAACUUCCCUACUUCAAGCAGAUAACAAGGACAACACUGAGCCAGUGGAAAAUAUUUAGCGAGGGAGAAGCUCAGAUCAGCCAAAUGUGUGAAAGCAGAGUGUGCAGGACUGAGCUGGAGGAUUUGGUAAAGGUUUUGUACCUUGAAAAGUCUGAAAAGGGUCACUGUUAAGGGAGACAGCGCUGGACGGAGAAAACAAGAAAACUUAUGAAAACGUGGAUCUGCAGCUGGACUGCAGGCUUGUUUUGCUUAAGUCAACAGUUGCCCUAAAAACCAAAACUAUAAUGCAGUAAUUAUUCACAUCAUGCACAGCAAACUUGCUGCUUUAUGUGUAGUGGUCUGUGUCAACCAUUUAAAUAUCUCCUCAAAAAGACUAGGACGUUCUGUAUUGGUGGGGGGAGGGGGAAAGGGAGACUGUAGUUCCUUGUAAAGUUAAAAAAGAAAACAAUUUUUUUUAACCUUGGCAUGUUAUGCAAACUAACGAAAUGAAGGACCCCUAAUAACUGUGCAGGAGCUAUGGAGAGCAUUAUUUCCUGUGCUGAGUUUAUACCACUUCUGGUGUUGAAAUGACUCAUGUUUUUCUAGGCGGGGUAAAUACAAGUGAUACAGUACUUGAGUUUGAGCCAUAAAAAUCCAGAUUUAAAUGAAAACUCCCAACGAGUCUACUGCUUUUGGGACGAUGUCUUGCAGUUGAACAAACUCUGAGUACAUAAACAAACCAGAAGGUGUUAGUGGGAAUUACUGCAUUUAUGUAGCAGUUUGAGAAAACGUUCACCUUUUAAGUGGUUUUCACUUGGUUUCCAUUAUCCACUUCUCUACAUGAAAUAUCAGCUCCCUCAUGCUGCCCCAAUACUGCAUUCUCAUGGGCCCUGUUAACACAUAACCUUGGUCAAUAAACUCCCUUUACAAAGUAACAUAGCAGGAGAAUGCUAAAUACUUGAAUCAUUUGUGAAAAUUCCUAUAGGGUUAAACCCACAGUGAUUACUAACUCAUUAAAUGUCUUGUGAUAUCACUUAAUUUAUUAAUGGUAAUUGUCGCAAUAAGAAUGUUCUGCGUGGUUCUAAUUGGUGGCCUCUCAAGUCCCAGCAAACUAAUAAGCAUAACUUCAAGGAAAACUCUCUCCAAUGGCAAACUAAUGAGCACUUAUAUCAAGCCACUAAGUUAGUCCAGCACCAGCAAGACCAUUAUCUUCCUGCAAAAAGAAAUCUAAGGCACUCAGUUUGAUUUGCAGUUCACAGGUGAAUAGUCUGUCCAGUGUCUGCCAUCAGAAAAGAGUUCUGUUCUGAUAUACAAGGCCAUUACUUUGAAAACUUGGCUUUCUCUGAGGAAAUCCUGCCACACCAGCUCAUGGACACCAUCUUAGAUUCACUCCUGAGGUGCAAGUGACUGUGGCUGCUUUCCCUCCAUUUUCUGUGUCAGAAGCAUAUGGGAACAUUUCCCAUUGUGUUUGAACAACAAUGACAUUCUAAAAACGUGGCCUCAGGCCGGGCACUUGGUCCUCAAAGGCAGUGAAAUAAAUGGCUGUAGCCAGAAUUUGGAGGCCUCCAGGGGACUUUGCAAAACUUGUGCUCUCUGAUCUACCCUCCUUUUCCAGUGAUGGCACUCUAGGUCUUCAUCAGGGGUAUGUGCAUCUUAACAAAGAGGUUAAGGGGUCUAGCUGUUCAGUGCUCAAUGCCAGUGACCCAACUCAGGCUCCAGCAGAAGAAAUAUUGAACCUGUUAGUAGGGCCUUGUUCACAAUAGCGAUCUCUUUGCACCUCUCCCUGCUAGCAGCUGCAGUUGUAAGAGGCAACCCCCUUUCACUGCUUUUUCAGUGGCGCAGGAUCCAUCCCUGCCAGGGUUUCUUGCAAUAGCCAGCAGGAGUAUAUGGAAAGGGUUAUCGACUAAGAGCAAGGAGAGAAUGAGAGUGGAUGGAUGGGAAUGUGAUAGGGAGGAAGAGGGAGACUAAGUGAGGAUAUAAAGAUGAGAAGAAAACCCAGGAUUUCCUAUACAGAAAUUCUUCAUGGUUCUGCAUGCAAAGAGCAAGCUAUCCUUCCUGCCAGGAUAGAGAACAGAUUAUUUUUUAGUGCACUUCCUGCCCAAAGUAGCCUAAAACACAUAACAGGAUAGUGGUGCCAGAAGGGAGCUCCUUCAGCAGCCAGUUUGAUUGGGAACAAAAUAAUCCUUGUGAUGUCAGCAAAAUCAUUUAGAAACCAGACAAGGCACCGACACCAAAAUAUAAAUGCACAGUCCUAUAAAUGAUCCUUGGGCAGUUCUCAGGAGAGUAAGUUAACUCCAGUGUCCGUGCCAAAUUUGGCAAUGAGACUUCAUCUCUCUAAAUUCUCUUGUGUUUAAAAUGGGUGUCGUGUUCACCUCCUGUCCAAAAUUGUGGUGUAGUGCGCCCGUGCACUGUUAAACAGCUGUGUGUUCCCCACCAGAAGGAGGUGCCAUGCAGUGUAGUUGUGGGAGCAGCCGUUUGUAACACUUUGGGAUCCUUUGGGUUGGAAGACACUGCAGAAAUGUAAAAAUUAUAAAUCUACUAAUAAUACAUAUAUUAACAUGAACAGACCUCUGAUGAAGACAUAGUGGAAGGCAAACUGAGGCAUCAUAGUAUUCUGGUAGGCAGACUAACACCUGGCUAUGUUUGGCUCACCUCUUGGUACAGUAUGUUUGUAGCAGUAGCUGAUUGAACGAAGAUUAUGUGGAAACUGUACAGUGUUUGUUUGGUUUUUUUUUGGAAGACAAACAGUCUUGUGUUUGUGACAGAACAAGUGAAGUUCAAAUUGUGUAUUUAUUUGUAUAAUAAACACUUUUAUGAAAAACAAAAAUAUAAGCACCAUUUAAUAAAUGAAGUUCUGCAUUUUUACAGUCUCUGGUCACUUAAGACAAUAAAAUACACAAUAUCAUGUUUUUCACUGUCUUCACAGGACAUAUACCUGAUGUGGUACUGAUUUAUGUACUUGCUCUAUCACUUUGACCUGGUUUUAUAAAUUAAUAAACUCUGCAGUUGUUCAAAACAAGAAGUUCUCUCAGUG